AUGGAGAACCAGACAAAUGUGAAUAAUUUUAUCCUCAUGGGUCUGACUAAUGUCCCUGGGCGGAAAACCUUCUUCUUCAUCAUCUUCUUGUUUGUCUACUUUGUUAUCAUGGUAGGGAAUGCCAUCAUUUUACUCAUAGCGCUGAUUGAGCCACGCCUGCACAUCCCCAUGUACUUCUUUCUUGGGAACCUCUCUUGCCUUGACAUAUGCUACUCCACCGUCACUGUACCAAAGAUGUUGACAGGCUUCCUCUUUGGAUACCAGAAAAUCUCUUUUAUUGGAUGCAUGACACAACUUCAUUUUUUCCACUUCCUGGGUAGCAGUGAGGCUUUACUGCUGGGUGUCAUGGCCUAUGACCGCUAUGUAGCAAUAUGUAAUCCACUGCGUUACACUGUCAUCAUGAACAAGAAGACUUGCCUUUUCUUGGCCAUGGCUACCUGGACCACUGGAUUCCUCCAUGCUCUCAUGCACACCAUAAUGACAUCUCGGGUCCAUUUCUGUGGCCCCAACAUAGUCCAGCACUUCUUCUGUGACAUUAAACCCCUUUUGAGAUUGGCGUGCUGUAGCACCAUUCUUAACCUCCAGCUCCUCAACAUAGUUACAGGCCUAAUUGUUGUGCUCCCUUUCCUCCUAACAUUUCUUUCAUACACCUACAUCCUCUACUUCCUCUUCUUAAAAGUAAAGUCUAAGGAAAGCAGAGCAAAAGCCUUCUCCACAUGUGCCUCACAUAUCACAGUUGUGACUCUUUUCUAUGCAGGGGCGAUCUUGACUUACGUUCCCCCCUCCUCAGGAGAAUCCCUAAAGCAAGAAAUCAUGGUCACUCUCAUGUACACUGUUGUCACUCCAGUUCUGAAUCCUCUGAUUUACACUCUAAGGAAUCAAGAAGUGAAAAGUGCUAUUAAGAAAUUAAUAAAUCAAAAGUGCAGAGCUUAA
Molecule: messenger RNA, 933 nt
Organism: Podarcis muralis (Common wall lizard)
Lineage: Eukaryota; Metazoa; Chordata; Lepidosauria; Squamata; Lacertidae
Product: olfactory receptor 12D1-like
Biological process (GO): G protein-coupled receptor signaling pathway
Cellular component (GO): membrane
Molecular function (GO): olfactory receptor activity; G protein-coupled receptor activity
Source: RefSeq, a predicted model, not a curated record